Petromyzon marinus (sea lamprey) is the source of this 5154-nucleotide messenger RNA. RefSeq names its product F-box and leucine rich repeat protein 14 (gene FBXL14). Gene Ontology annotation, biological process: SCF-dependent proteasomal ubiquitin-dependent protein catabolic process. Gene Ontology annotation, molecular function: protein binding. Lineage: Eukaryota; Metazoa; Chordata; Hyperoartia; Petromyzontiformes; Petromyzontidae. Gene Ontology annotation, cellular component: SCF ubiquitin ligase complex. The record is from RefSeq and is a predicted model, not a curated record.
AAGGAGGGGCGGGGCUGCGGGGGGGGGGGUUUCGUUUCCGCCUGCGCGAGACUCCGCGGUGUCUGGCCGCGCGGGGCGGUGCGCAGCGUCUUCAGAGGUGGCGUUUAAACAAACUUUUAUUUUAUAAAUGUUUUGCAGUCUUUAUUUUUUUAGCUUAAGUUGUUUUCUCGUUGAUGUUCACGGUGCGGGGCCGUUUUUUUUUAUUCAAAUCGGCGUAAUUUUUUUCCGAAGAAAAUGUUUUGCCUCACGAUCGACCUCGCAAGCCAUCAAAAAGAGAAUUAUUUAAUUGAUUUAAGACAAGAACGUGGAACACGGGGGGAUUAAAGUAAGAUUCGCGACCGGUGCGAUACUUAACGCGAUAAGGCAAUUCCGAAAGAAAGAACCAUAAGACGGUGAAGAAGAGCGACUCGUAACUGGUAUCCAAGUCUUGUUGCGUUCCGCAGCAGACGGCCGUCAAUAAUAGAAGCGACACAACACCCCGCCACCAAUUAGAACGCCGUCACCCAACAAUAUAACCAGCGACACCGCCGCUGCAACAACUACAGUAGAAUCUACGCGGCUAGCAGCUUGUAACACGAACAGCCACAGCAGCCAUAGCGCUACCGCCAUCAACCAGCAGUAGUCACGAACAUCACGGCAGCAGCAGCAGCAGCACCACCACUCGCAAAUACUCGUAAGCAGCAACAGAUCAUAUCGCCACAAAUACCAAUAAUAAUAGUCACACAUCGUAGCACAACCCCCAACACUAUCGAUACGAUCGCCACCAACAGCAACAAAGAUCAUAGCGGCACCAACAACCACCACUACUAACCAAGAGAAUCGUCACCAACACCAAAAGCCACAAACCCCCCAGCAGCAGUAACACGACCAACCGCAGCAGUCUUCACCAGUGACCCUAACAGUAGGGGUAACAGUAGGAGUGUGCAGGAGGAGGAGAGGGGGUGGUGCAGAGAGGAGAGACUGAGUGGAGGAGUGGAGAGGGAGGUGUGCCUGCGACACGACGAGGACGAAGAGCUCCACAAACGGCCAUGGAGACGCACGUGUCGUGCCUCUUCCCCGAGAUCCUGGCGCUCAUCUUCAGCUACCUGGACGUGCGGGACAAGGGGCGCGCCGCGCAGGUGUGCUCGGCGUGGCGCGACGCCGCCUACCACCGCUCCGUGUGGCGCGGCGUGGAGGCCAAGCUGCACCUGAGGCGCGCCAACCCGUCCCUCUUCCCCUCGCUGCAGGCCCGCGGCAUCGCCCGAGUGCAGGUGCUGAGCCUUCGCCGCAGCCUGAGCUACGUGGUGCAGGGCCUCCCGCGGCUUGAGAGCCUCAACUUGAGCGGCUGCUACAACCUGACGGACGCUGGGCUGGGCCACGCCUUCAUGCACGACACUCCCUCGCUCAGUGUGCUCAACCUCAGCCUUUGCAAGCAGGUGACUGACAGCAGCUUGGAGCGUAUCGCGCAGCACCUCAAAGGCUUGCAGGUGCUGGACUUGGCGGGCUGCAGCAAUGUCACCAACGGUGGCCUCUUCCUGGUUGCGUGGGGGUUGCGCGGCCUCAAGAGCCUCAACCUGCGCAGUUGCCGGCACGUGUCGGACGCGGGCAUCGCGCACCUGGCCGGCCUUACGGAGGCCGAGGGCUGCACCGGCCUGGAGCACCUGACGCUACAGGACUGCCAGAAGCUGAGCGACGCGGCGCUCAAGUGUGUGGCGCGUGGCCUGACCAACCUCAAGACGUUGAACCUGAGCUUCUGCGGCGGCAUCUCUGAUGCGGGCAUGGUGCACCUGUCGCACAUGGCGAGCCUCCGGACGCUGAACCUGCGCUCGUGCGACAACAUCAGCGAUGCGGGCAUCAUGCAUCUGUCGACGGGCACGCUGCGGCUCGGCGGUCUCGACUUGUCGUUUUGCGACAAGGUGGCCGACCAGAGUCUGGCGAACGUGGCGCAGGGCCUGUACCACCUCAAGUCUCUGUCGCUUUGCUCUUGCCACAUCAGCGACGACGGGCUGGACAGGAUGGUGCGGCAGAUGAGCAGCCUGCGCACGCUCAACAUCGGGCAGUGCACGCGCAUCACGGACAAGGGCCUGGAGCUCAUCGCGGACCACCUGACGCAGCUCACGGGCAUCGACCUAUACGGAUGCACCCGCAUCACCAAGCGAGGGCUGGAGAGGAUCACGCAGCUGCCCUGCCUCAAGGUGCUCAACCUGGGACUCUGGCAGAUGACGGAGAGUGACAGAGUGAGAUGAGACACGGCCGAGUGCCCCCUUCCGUCAACACGUUCGGUUAGCAAUGCGUUUUUAAAGAGACGGCGAGGACUAUUUGUGGACGUGAUGACUAAGGUGGUGGUGGUCGCGAUGGCGAUGUGGUGAUCGCUAAGGAUGGUGGCUGCGAUGUGGAGUUUAAGACAUCGGAACUGAAUAAAGUCUUUCUAAAAUGAGAACUGCUGUCAUGACCCUGAGCAUGUGAUGUACAGUGGAAAGCGCUGGUACUGAAAGUGAGGAGUGAAGAUACAGUUGAAUGUUUGGCUUUAAAAUGAAAUGACUGAAAUAACUUAAGAUGGUUGGGCAUACGACAGGAUUGAAAAGGAGGUCCUUUUUCAAGCAUAUUUGUUUGAACAUACGCUUUGAAUGCAGCUAUUUUUAUUAACGUUUUUGUAUAACUGACAUAUGUUAUAUACAAUACAAUGAAAUGUAACAUGUAAACACUGCAAACAGUAUUUUGAUGGCACAAUUGUAGUUUUAACCCCUUUUUCUUUCAUUCUCUUUUUUGCUGUUGAUCAUGGCAUUGCUUUUAGAUUUUUCAGGUGAGGUAAUGAGAGUGGGGGGAAAAAAAUACCAAUUUUGGUGUCCUGCGAGUGAGCAUCGGAGCUAUAUCUGUUGACAUGGGCAUAGCCACAAGAUGAAACAUGCUGUUGGAGUUAGCAGGCAGGAGCUCGCGCUUGUUGUGGCUUGGAUUAUUUUACUCUUAACAAGAAAACACCAACUGCUGCUUUUAUUUUAAUUCAAUAUGUGAAACCACUUUCGCAUUGCAGCGUUUCAUUUAACUAACGAGGUGAAAAACUUAGACCUGCCCAUGGCUCAGAUGUCUGCCAAUCAAGAUAAUUCUGCUUUUAUUUUCAUAUUACAAUACUUGUGAUGGAUGGGGGUUGUCAUGGAGAGCUGGAAAAAUGGUUGCUUACAAGAUCUGAAUCUCAAACCACUGCUCCCACUCGGUGGGGCCAACUCUUUAAGAAGUGGUGCUUGGGCAAUUGACUUGCAGCAGCUUUUGCAGCAACCCACUGUUUAAAUUAUUUCUUGCACCUGACACAGCAGCCCUACGUUGUUGUUGGGCGGUUAAACACGGCAUUCAUAUUUGGCCCUAGAUUUUUACAACAUUAUCACCUUCCUUAUAAGCCUUGACUUGGAGCUAUGGGAACAAGGAUUUUUAAAACUGGUUUCAGGAGAUGGUGUUAUUUUGUGAGACUGGUGUGGUUCUACCAAGGGCAUUGUGGGCUAUAAUGUAACAGAUCCUUGUUUGUUACAAUUUAAGACAAACGGCACAUCAGAUGGGGAUGCAUAGUUGCAUAUUCUUUUCUAGAUGUGUCGAACACAUUUUUGGACCAAUUUUUUUUGUUUUUACGAAAGAUUUUGCUGCAGUUUCAGAAUUGGGUUUGCAAAAAAAAACCUUAGACAUGACGUGUCACACUGAACAUAGGGAUUUAAAAAUUGAUGAUUGUGUUUUUUUUCAUGCUAUAGCCUGAAAUGCAAUCUCCUGACACCGAGGUUUAGAAACAAAGUUGUGCCGUAUUCCCAUAGCUCGUUUAAAUAUUGGGUCGACUUGCUCCGCUGUGGCCUCAUGACAUCAUACUGAGAGAUGCACUCAUUCAGUGCAUAGCUGCACUUAAUGUAAAAUGUCACUCCCAGAAACUGGCAUAGAUUGCUUUGUUUGGAGCACAUGCCAGAACUGGGGAAAUGCAUAUGGAAAUGAGUAAUUUUUAGUUUUUCUUACUGUUCUCUUUGCUACCAUUCUUGGGGGGAAAAACAAUGUUAGAGGUCUUUUGCAUGAGAGACUUAACAAGACAACUGUUUAAAAAAAAAAAACGCCUUUGAAUUUUGAAAUUUUUGACGUUACAGAUUGGUGAGAUGUGCUUUUAAGGUUCUGGGGUGCUCCCAUAGCAUGCUUUGUUGUGUUUUGGAUUUGUACGAGUGUCAUUUCACUUAAAAGGCCAGGAAUGUUAAAAAAAGAGAACAGUUUGUUUAAAUGUUUACAUUUUUAUCCGAAUCUGCGCCCAACUGUCUUAAGUGUGUUCUAUAGCAAUAAUAUUGGCUGGACCCACUUGGAAGCCAGUGGCUGGCUUUUUAAUUUGACGUCGGCUUCAGCGGAAGUGUGCGAAUCAACACUGGCGAUGACUAACGCUGACGGUAAAUCAACAUUUGACGGUGACUUUUAAUGGCACGAUGGGCGGGGGGGGGGGCAUCGCUUGACUUGCGUUAUUUCUCUUUAAUCCUUAACUUUGGAUGAGGACAUUGCAAAGUGAGGAAUCAUCACGGACUGUAAAUUGUCAAAACUAACUAUAUUUUUAAAAAAGAAUGUUUAAAAAGUUUGCAGUCCUCCAACUAUGUUUUAAGUGCGUGGGUUGUAAUGUGCAACCCAGGACAAUUAUAAAUCACUCUUGUUCAAGAUUCAUUUUUAGAAGUGAUCAGUUUUGUGAAAAACCCGCUGUUUUGAAACAAGCGGACUUUGUUCUCAAUGAGGACGUGGAACUGGCUGAAGGCAUGCUGGGACAUUCCUUGUGUGGAAAAUAAUACUCAUUGUAGAGACUGCAGACAAACUGAACAUUUGAAUGUUCAUCUACCUCACUUGGAGCUUGGCUAAGAUGGCCCGGAGUGAAUGCAGUGCACAGAAAAAAUACUUAGUUUUUAAAAUGGAAAAUAAAUUACUUUUUAAACUAAAAAAAGGUACUGUACACAACUCCAACCCUUGCUACCUACAUAUUGCUUAACUGGAACAGUUGUACCUGUUGAUUUUGAAACUAACAUAGCUUAUAUAUUUUAAUAAAUAAAAUUGCUUUGGGGGGAAAAAACCUGCCCUAAGUGAUUGAAAUACAGCGUAGUACAGUACAGUUGUCAUCACUUUAGUAGUCUGCACUCUAAUCGUAAAGAUGUACAAGCUUAACAAUGUAACUGCAGAAAUCGA